AUGGCGACGCCGAACAAGCGCCCGCCGCACGUGUUGCAUCUCUACCACGAGAUCAAUGCCGCGGCCGCGCACGACCUGUCCCCCGCGGACCUCGACGCGAAGCUCGAGGAGGCGUCCGAAUUCCUCGCGGGGUGCCUCGCGAGCUACAAGCCGCCGUCCUCCGCGUCGAAGGCCGAGGUCGAGAGCGGCAGCAUCAGCGACUACGACGGGAAGACGCUCAAGCUGAACGCGGCGAUGAAGAAGGUGACGAUAGCAGCGAGCGCGCGUUUGAACCUGGACGAGAUACAGACGUACGCGCUCAUGCGGCGGUGCGUCGACGAGGACAAGUCGACGACCGAGCUGCCGACCGAGUGCGACGACGAUCUCGUCGAGCGUCUGACGGACUAUUACUUCCGCGAGAGGCUCGGGAUGUUCAAGUGCAUCCACGCGCUGCUGCUGCAUUCGCACGAAGAAGACGCCGCGGAGACGGAGGACCCGUACGCCGCCCCGAAGCUUCGGUGCUUGGAGCGCAUGAUGAAAAGCGACCUCGAGGCGAACCUCGUGACGACGCUGUGCGCGCACAUGCGCGGGGAGACGCCGAUCCGCCCGUCGGCGACGUCCGCGUCCACGAACAAGGCGUGGUCUAAGCAGGCGCUCGAGGAGACGAUCGUCAUGCUCGAGUGCGCGUUCUUGGUGUACUUCGACGGUAACGCGUCUUGCGACGCGAAGCGAUUCGCGGAGAUGGCGACGGCGUUUCGACGCGGCGCCCUCGCGCGAGCGCCCUCCGCGGGCGCGGAGCUCGUUCGAUCAGCCGCGCCCGGGUCCAGCGACUCUCGCCAAGACGCGAAGGACGACGACAUGACGGAUGCGCACGCGAGGGCGUUCACGGACACGCUGCGCGCGCUGUGCGCGGUCGUCCUCGUCGCCGCGUUGGACUUGGAGUCGGUCGUCGAGCUCGUGCGCGGCGGCGGCGGGGGCGGGUCGUCCGCGGACCUCGGCGCGACGCAUCCGCUGCUCAGCGAGGGCGCGCUGCGAGACGUCUCGACCGCGCUGAAGGACUGGCCGAGCGACGCGUCGCACGGACCGGUGCUUCUCGCGUGGGCAACGCUGCUCGCCUUGGCGCCGAGCGCGCGCGGGGAGGAGUCGACGCUCCCGGACGAGGCGGACCCGUCGCGCGCCGCGUCGAGGGUCGCGGGCGAGGCUGGGUACGGCGCGCUCCUGUCGCUCCUGCGGUUGGAGCAGUUCCGACGGUCCGAGGAGGUGAUCGUGGAGCUGCAGAAGUCCGUCCUGAAGAACAUGUUCACGUGCUCGCUCGCCGCGUUCGACGCGCUUCCGGUGCACAAGCUCGCGGAGAAGGAGCUGACGACGUUGAUCGACGUUUUGACGGAACUCACGAGCGAGCAGCCCGGUCUGUGCGCGCAGUUCUGGGGCGGCGCGACCGCGGACGGACUCGAGGCGCCGCUGAUGUCGCUGCUCGUCGGCUGCCGAGAGCGGCAUCCCGUGGACGCGGCGCCUCUUCUGAGGGUGCUGUUCGCGUUGGCCGAAGGUCCCGAGUCCGCGGAAAAGGCGCUGCGUUUCUUGACCAACCUCCCGACGGUCGCGCUGCCCGCGCCUCCGCCGGGCACCGAACUCGCGCGCGCGAUCGUGCCGCUCGGGGAGGAUGGCAACCCCGCCGUCGAGUGGAUGGACGCGACGACGCGGUGGGAAGACGAGCGCGGACAGAGCGAAGAGUGGCGGCGGAACGACGCGCAACCGCCGUCGCUUCCGCCUGGACCGGUGUACGCCGCCGCCGCGCUCGCGAGCACGUACCUCCCCGGCGCGUGCAUACCUCAGGGCACGCCGGGCGUCGCGAUGGCGCGCGACGGAUCGUCGACGUCCGCGACCGCGGUAGGGUACGGAGGCGACGACAGAGACGGCGACGAGGCGAUGACGACGACGGCGCCGAGUCUGAACGGCCCCGGCGUCGACAUCAUCCGCUGGCACACGCGCGCGGACGGCGUCCGCGUCCUCAUCGCGCGCGUGUGCGUGCUCUCCACGAUGGGCGGCGCGUCCGUCGGCGCGAAAGAAGCGCACGAGCUCGACGCGUCGCUCGCGUUCCUCGGCAGAGUGCUUCGCUCCGCGCCGAGGUUCGCGACGAAUCUCGUGUCGCUGGACGUCUCCGCGGUCGUCCCCUCCGGCGCGCCCACGUCGCUCGUCGCCGCGCUCGCGGCCAUUCUGACCGCGUCCACGACCCCGGGCGACCCGUGGGCGACGCUUCCGUGCUCGAGCCGCGAUAGCGACACCGAAGUCGCGCACCCCGGUCUGAUGCGAGCGGCGCUGGCGCUGUCCGUCGCCGCGCCGCUCGCCGCGGCGGCGCCGACGUUCGCGCUCGAGGAGCUCACGUCCGCGCCGUUACUGCGCGCGGACGGGUACGACGGCAGGGACAGCGGCGCGCUCGCGUCGAUCAACGCGCGCGGGCCCGCGGUCGGGCUCGCGAUGUUCGAGCACUCCGUCAUCCCGUCCGAGCGCGCCGCCGGGGUGUACCCGCUGACGACGGCGCUUCUGAGGGUAGCCGAGAGUUUCCUGUGGGCGGGCGCGGGGGCGUCGCACGCGAUGACGCCGUUGCUGCAGCACGUCGUGCAGGAGGUUCUCGUGCAGCACGGCACGUGGCGAUACCGGCGAAGGGCCGAUCGCUGGUCGCUCCACGCCGCGGUCGCUCGCGUCGUGACCGCGGCGUUGGCGCCGAGGCCCGGUCCGGAGAACGCGGCGAGGCGCGCCGCGGUCGCGGGGUACGUGUCCUCCGACGCGGGCGCGGCGGCGGCGCUGCUCGCGCCGUUGGCGCUCGACGCCGCGGUGCUCGGGCACAUGCACGACGGAGGUCCCGGCGCCGCGACCGCCGCGGAGGUCAUCGCCGCGGAGGAAGCGGUCGCGGCGACGUUACGCGCGCUGCCGCAGCUGUUGUCCGUCCUCGCGGACUCCGUCGCGAACGCGGCGGCGGCGGCGGAGAUGACGCGCGCGCCCGCGGCGCUCGGUUCCGGGCCUCUCGCGCACGCGCUUCUCGUGGACGCGCCCGGCGGCGGCCCGCCGCUCGCGGCCGCGGUCGCGUCCUACGUCGCGUAUCCGUACGCCGCCGCGUGCUGCGCGCUCGCGUUUCCCGCGCUCGCGGCGAUUUGCGCCGCGGCGCCGAACGAGCCGCCGCUCGCGUGCGCGCUGCCUUCGCUCGCGCCGUCAUCCUUGUCCGCGUCCGCGUUUGCGCUCACGAUGCACGGCGAGCCGCGAAAGAAGGACGCCGGCGCGGAAAUGGAUCCUCGCGCGGCGAUCGUCCGCGCGCUGACCCCGGACGCGGCGAGGUACGCACCGGGAGAGGCUCUCGCCGCCGCCGCGUUCAUCACCGCCGCCGCGUCGUCUCAGCCGAUGCUCGCGGAGAGCAUGCUGCUUCCUGCAAAGCUCUCCCCGACCGGCGAGGGCGAGGACGGGUGCGACGUCGAGAGCGCGCUCGACUCGCUGUGGACGGUUCUCGGGAACGCCAAAGAGCUGCGCGAGGAAGAUCCGCGGCUCUUAGCCGCGUCCGUGAACGCGAUCGUGUCCGUGUGGCGAGGAGGGCGACUGCUCGCGGGGGCGGCGGGGACGCUGCGCACGCAGUCGUCGUUCGCGUCUCGCCUCGGGGAGUGUCUGCCGAGCGUCUCGGCCUCGAAAGUCCUGGACUUCGACGGCGCUGAUACCGACGCGGACGACGAUGGUUCGUACGACGACGAGCGUGAAGCGUUCCAGUUAUCCGCCGAGGCGGCGGCGCUCACGCUGUUAGCGUCGGAGGCCGCGGACGUGCUGCACGGAUCGCCGGGCGAGGGGAUCGAAGAAGCGUUCGAGAAGUGGUGCGGAAAGGACGGGGACGACGAAAACGCGUUUUGUCUCUGGAUCAAGCGGUGGUGCGUGAUGGUGGACAGGCCCGGGGUUUUCGCCGCGGCGCGAGCGCACGCGCAAGCGGUCGUCUUGAAAGCGGCGGCGAGCGCGGAACGCGCGAAAGCGGCGGCGGUCGCCGAGGCGGCGAGACAGGGUCGACUCCCUCGAGCUGUCGCGGGAUCGUCGCCACUCUGCGACGCGUCCCUCGAGCACGGCGCGGUCGCCGCGGCGGACGCGCUGCUGUCGCACGCCUCCGCGGCGGACGCGGUUCGUACGGGCGCGACGAGAGCGACGAUUCUCGAAGCGACCGCGGCGGCUGUGCUCGAGACGAGACCGAGACCCGCGCACGAUCCGCUCGGCCGGCUGUUAGAAGCCGCUCGAGAAAUACAGUUAGAGCGCGCGGCGUUAGCGCCCCCUCCUCCCGGCCCGCUCCCGGGCGAGCGAGCGGAGUACGGCGGCGAUUUCCUCUUCAACGCGACGUGGGUCGAGGCCGCGACGGGCGGCGCGAGUCCCCCGGAGGCGGCGGGCAUGGACGAACUCGGCGACGACGACGCCUUCGGCGCGAUGCAAGGCCCACUUUCGUCGUGCGGCUACGACGCCGCGAAGGCGCUGCGGCUCGCCGGGAGGGCGGCGGCGAGGAAGUCCGCGCAGCUCGCCGCGUUGUCCGCGUUUUACGACAUGAUGACCGCCGCCGCGGGGCCGAUGCGCGACGUCGCGAGCGACGACGACGAACACGCUUUCGAGGCGGACCAACGCGAGAGCGGUCUGCUGUCGUCCUGGCCCGUCGCGUCUCGGGCUUCAGCGGUGCAGACCGUCCUGGAGAACCUGCACGCGGCGCUGAACGCGUCGAAGGGCGACGCCGCGGAUCACGCCACCGCGUUCGCGGCGGAGCUCGCGCACCUCCUCGCGCUGCUCGUCCGCCUCUGGGCGCGCGCGGUGAACGCCAUCGGCGCGAAAAAGGCGCCGGACGACGGCGAGACCGAAAAUCUCGACGCGUUCGCGACCGCGGCGGAGGUGUCCGCGAUGGCGUCCGACGCGCUGUCGCGACGGCCGGAGGACGUCGUGGCGUGCGACGGCGCCGCGAGCUGCGUCGUGCGGCCGCUUCUCACCGCGGUGCUCGUGAGCGUCCGCGCGUGGAGGACGACGGCGGCGACGACGUCGUCGACGCGCCGCGCGGGGUCCGGUCUGCGCGAAGGGCACGAGCUCGGGAACCGUCUGCUGCCGUUGACGCCGGUGCUGUGCGCGCUGUCCUCGAGUCCCGACGGCGGCGCGGACGCGGUCCUCGCGCUGGCCGUCUUGCGCGAGAUGGCGGACGGCCUCGUCCCGGCGUCUUCGCUCGCGGACGCCCUCCGCGGACGCGCGCUUCUGCCGCCGCUGACGCCGCCGCCGUUCGAGGCGUGCGCCGCGCCCGGGGUCGACGGCUCGCGCGACCCGCUCGCGAUGUCGUCUCUCGUCGCGCUUCCGUUCGAGCGUCUCGGCGACGCGUCCGCGAUGGCGUUGCGACCAUUCUUGGACGUGAACGCCGCGAGCGGCGGGUUCGGCGACGGGAAGGAAAACGUCCCGGAGAACUACGUCGACGGCGGCUCGAAAGUCUCCGAGUCGGGCGUCUCCUCUCGAUCCGACGCUCACGGCGGCGCGGAAGUCGCCGCCGCGCUGCGGACGUGCCUCGCGCUCGGACGCUCCCCCGCGGGCGCGGAGGUGCUCCAGAGCGUGAACUACGCGUCCGAGCUGUCCUCGCUCCUCGUCGCGCUCGGGUCGACGCGACCGCCGCCGCGCGCGUCGUCUUCCGCGUCGCACCCGCUCCCGCGGUGGACCCCGCGCUGGGGCGUCGGCGGUCCGUUCAAGAAGGGCGACGAGGUCUUCUACCGCGACAAAGCGGCGCCGGACGCGCACGCGAAAGCGACCGUCGUGCAUGCGGACCUCUCCGUGAACCCGCACGCGUACGUCGUCGACGUGAACGGCGCGGAGCGAUCCACGGAGGCGAGCAGACUCGCGGCGCGGUCGCGCGUCCGCGCGUCCUUCGCCGGGGGGCACGGGCACGCUCACGAGACGCGCGACGCGACGUCUGCGGCGGCGACGCCGAGCGAGCUGUACUGCCUCGCCCUCCGCGCGGCGGCGACGCACGCGGACGUCCUCGGCGCGCGGCGAGACGUCCACGACGCGUUCGUCUCCGUCGCCGUCGCGCUCGCGGAUCGAUUCGAAGAAGCGCUCGCGCCUUCGACGUUGAACACGGAGACGCUCGCGGAGGCGGAGUCGACCGCGGGUUUCCUUCACUCGCUCGCGCUCGCCGCGAGCGGGCCGUGGCAGCUCGCGGCGCCGACGCACCAGGUCGCGAUGCGCGCGGCGGCGGUUGAUUUCCUUCGAUUCAUCGCCGCGCCGCCGCCGCCGCGCCGCGGGAUCGGGUGCCAGCCUCGCUCGCGACGCGAGAUCGCGGCGGUGCACCGCGCUCCGCUCGUCGGAGCGGUCACCGGGUGGUUUCACUCGUGCGCGAUCGGCGCCGUCCCCGCGGUCGCGCCGACGCCGGCGGCGGCCAUCGCGGCCGCCAUCGCCGCGUCGUCGGACGAGGCGGGCGGCAACGCGCACUCGGAAGCCAUCGCCGCCGCGUUGUACGCGACCGCGGCGAGGUGCGCCGCGUUCCUCGCCUCGUUCCCGCGGUCGAACCCGAACGCGGUGUGCGGCGAGGAGGCGCUCUUCAACCUCUCGCAGCAGGCGGACGUUCUGAAGACUGAAUUCGAGCGCAAGAGCGUCGGCGAGGACGCGCAAGGCCGGAAGGCGGCGUUUAAAGACGCGAUGACGCACGUCGCCGGCGCGCUGCGGGAUCACUGCGAGGUGCUCGAAACUUUAGAAGCGGACGAGGAUCCGGUCGGGUUGUUGCCGCCGAAGCUCCACAGCGCGCGGUCGUUAGUGUCCCAGAUGAGCUGGCGGCCGACGCCGAUGGACAAGUUCGCGUUGGAGCGCGAGACGCCUCCGAAGUCGUGA
Molecule: messenger RNA, 6837 nt
Organism: Micromonas pusilla CCMP1545
Lineage: Eukaryota; Viridiplantae; Chlorophyta; Mamiellophyceae; Mamiellales; Mamiellaceae
Exons: 1
Coding region: 1-6837 (2278 amino acids)
Biological process (GO): protein import into nucleus; RNA export from nucleus
Cellular component (GO): nuclear pore inner ring
Molecular function (GO): structural constituent of nuclear pore
Source: RefSeq, a predicted model, not a curated record